Molecule: messenger RNA, 5130 nt
Organism: Rhincodon typus (whale shark)
Lineage: Eukaryota; Metazoa; Chordata; Chondrichthyes; Orectolobiformes; Rhincodontidae
Product: kinesin-like protein KIF15-A
Exons: 26
Coding region: 1-3147 (1048 amino acids)
Source: RefSeq, a predicted model, not a curated record
AUGAAGGCCAUUGUAAAUGAAGAUACGCAAGGCAACAUUGCCCAGCUACAGGCAGAAAUCAAGAAGCUGAAAGAACAGCUUUUCGAGCUGUCGAAAGGACAAAUGUCACAGUGGGCAGAGGCUAGGAGAGAUGCUGAUUCUGUGGAGAAAAGUGAAGUAGAUGACAGUAAAUGGAAGAAUCACUUUUUGGAAGCAAUGCUUCUUUGGGAGAACAGUGAAAGUCAAAACCAGAACCUGAAAGAAAAAAUUGGUCAACUUAAAGAUGUGUGUGACAAAAAGGAAAAGAUACUUCAAUCAAACAAGAUGAUUGUGAAAUUCAGAGAAACCACCAUAGCACGUUUGGAAAAGGUCCUGAAGGCAUCUCGAGAAACCCUACCUUCUGAUGAAAAGGAUGCAGUAAUCAAUGAACUGAGAGAAGAAAUUCAAACUUUAAAAGAACAGAUUGAACAAGACCCUCGGGUUGCCAGUUAUGCAAUGGAGAAUCGUGCAUUGCGGGAAGAAAACAAAUACUUAAACUCCUUGGACAGUGUGAAACGUGCUAAGGAAAUUACUUCAUGCAUGGCAGCAGAAUUGGAAAGGGCAUUUUUGCAAGCCUCUAUUUCUGAUAAAAAUGCUGGAGGUCUGACCUCGUACCAGUCACCUAUCAAAGUUGAAAACGUUUCUGCAGCAUCACAAGAAAGGCUUAAAGCUCGACUUCUACAAGCGCAGAAUGACAUAUCUUCUGUUAAACAGGAAUAUGAAGAGUUUCAGGAGCUGACCAAGAAGAGACAAAUGGAGUUGGAAUCAGAGGUCCACACUCUUCAAAAGGCCAACCAGCAUCUAGAAAAUAUUUUGGAGGCGACUAAAGCUCUCACACGUCAGGAAGUCUCCCAGCUAAAUAAGAUGCAUGUUGAAACAAUCAAGAAUUUGACCACACCAACAAAGUCUAUUUACAAUCUACGAUCUCGAAUGAUUCUACGAAUGAGUCCCGAAGGAACGCCUGGUCUCUGCGCAGAAAUGGAGCCAGAGACUCCAGAAGGUGAUAUAAUGAAUGAGACUUUGCCACCUGAAAUGAAUGAACAGGCUUAUGAAGCGAUUGCUGAAGAGCUUCGAAUGGUCCAAGAGCAGUUGUCUAAUCUCCAGACUAAGCUAGAUGAAGCAGAGAGCAAAAAUGUAAAACUUCAACAGAACAUUGACAAACUGGAACAUCAUUCUGCUCAAAUGAAUGAGCUCAUCAUAUCUGAACGGAAUGAUAGAAACAAGGACCAACAGAAGCUGAUUAUGAAGAAUGCAUUUUUUGAGAAAGAGCUGCACGAUUGUCAGAAUAAAAAUGAGAUAUUACAGAGUGAAGUAAACGACUUGCGUGUUGUGCUGCAUUCAGCUGACAAAGAGCUUACCAAUGUAAAGGAAGAAUAUAGCUCCUACAAAAUUAAACAAGAUGCAGAGCAUAGUCAUCUUUCUGAGCAGUUCAUAAAUGUCCAGUUACAGCUGGAUAACAUCAGGCUGGAAUAUGAGAGAGUCCUGGAAGAGAAGAGGUCGCUCCAAGACUCUUACGAUAAUCUACAGGAAGUUAUGGAGUUUAAAGCAUAUGAAACUGACCAUCUGCAUGAGAAUCUAGAACAGAUGAAGGUAGAAAAUGAAGAGUUACGAACGGAAAUUUGUUCUUUAAUGGAGCAUUUAGAGACUGAAAAAGAACGAACUCAAAAACUUGCUUCACAGCUUCAACAGGACAUUGAAAACAACUCCAAGGAGCUUUUGAAGGCCUUGGAUGAAAAAGAUCUGCUGAAGCAACAGUUUUCUGGUCUAAUGUUGAAGACUGAACAUCAGGCAAUAGAACUGAAAAAUAAGGAGCAGAGUCUGGAUGAUGCAAAAAAGACAAUCGCUGAUCUAGAGAAGAAGAAUGCUGCUGACCAGGAAGUUGUAACAGUCCUGAUGAAUCAAAUACAGGAAAUGAGAAAUUCAUACAGUCAGAAAACAGAGACAGUAUCUCUCUUGACUCAGGAAUUGGAGGAUAUCAAGUUGAAGUACAAUGCUGCUCUGGUUGCUAAGGAAGAAAACAAAGCCUUUAUUGAAAGAAAGGAGAAAGAAAUCUUGGAAAUGAAAGAGGCUAUAGAGAGAAAAGAGAAUUCAUGUAAUGUGCAGAUGGAGAUGCUUUGUGAAGAUUUGACUAAUGCCACUCAACAGCUUGAUCAGCUGACAGAGGACUCCCAAAAACAGGCAGCAAUAUUACAGAUAAUGCAAGAAGAAGCAGAAAAAAAUGCAAUGACCAUUAAAGAACUUCAUGAUCAGCUGAAGGUGAAAGAUGCUGAAAUUCAAGCAACAAAAAGUAAAAACGAACAGAAACUUGGGCAGAUUGAAUCCUUCAGAAACAUUUCUGUUGACAAGCCACAGAGUCCAAGGACGCCUUAUGUUUCUGUUAGAUCCUUUGAGUCACAACAAGAGAAACUAGAUGAUCGAAGGGCAUCCGAAGCCACCUUAAAACUGUUAUUGAGUGAGUUGGAAGCAGAAAGGUCAGCCAAGAAUGAACAAAUUCUACAACUGAAGAGCCAGUUAUGUGAAUCAAAGAAUCUGCGUUUGGAAAUGGAUGCUUUGGAGAAACACUGUCGGAAUUUGGAAAGCUCUCUAGAAAAAACACAGAGAAGUGGCAAUGUAACCAACCAGGAGGAUCUGAAUGAUGUUGAGAAGAAAUUAAAAGAAGAAAUGAAGGCCAAGGAAGCAGCAUUACAAAAGCUAGCCGCUGUGGAAACUGAAUUAACGGAGAAAAGAACAACUCUGGAAACUAUUCAGUGGUCAAUUAAAGGGUUUCAGGAAGAAGUGGAGCGGACCAGAAGUUUAGAAGCAAAAGCUUUUAGUGAUAAAGAAGAGUUUCGGUCAGCAUUCGAAUCUGCUUGUGAAGAGAAAGAGAGACUUAUUUGGGAGGUUGAAACUCUUAGGGUACAAGUGGCCAGCCUUACUGAAGAGAAUGGUAAAUUGGUCGGACACCAGAACUUGCAACAAAAAAUACAGCAUUUGGUUAAAGUCAAGAAGGAAAAUGUUCGUCUCCUGGAGGAAGUAAACUUGCUGAAAUUGGAGAACAUGAAACUGAAAGAACUUAAGAAGCAUGAUACGAAUGAAUUUACUUGCCUGAGAAUUUGUACGGAGGGAAAGCAUGAAAAUGUAGAGCAAUAAUGUGUAAAUGUUAUUUUUCUAUUUUGAGUUCUAGUAGACAAUUUCAAACUUGCUCUUUUUUUUAAAAUCUGUCAACAGCAACCUGAUUUGAAGUACCAUAUCAUAUUGUGCUUAAGGAAAACUGAGUUGAAAUUGUUGAAGUAAUGACUGUUGUGAACCUCAUACUUGGGUAUAGUUGCCUUCCAGAAAGGUUUUUUAAACUAUUAACUUCAAUUACUAAUUGUUGAAGUAUCUCUGAAGUCUCAACCUUAUUGUGCUCUGUCUUCAUACCCAAUGAACAGUUCUUGUCAAUUUUGCUACCAUUAGAUUAUUGUCGUGAACUGUUCUUUAUUUAGCAUUGGUAUCAAAAUGUAUUGUGAUUUUAUUUUUAUACAUCUUUACAUGUUAAUAGCUUUUUUCUUUUGAUUUGAGAGGAGAGAUUUUAAACUUGGAGAGUAGAUUUCGAUCAGGUUGAUCUACUAGAAUAACUUGCAGUCAGGAUUUGGCAAACUGUCAAAUUCAAAUUUACCGAGCAGUCACCGGAGUAACCUUUGUGACCUUCCAUCCUCCUAUUUCUGUGAUAAUUUUCAGAUUGCUGCAGUUCUCCAACUUGAAGUCCUGAAUUUUCAGCGCAGCACUCCUGACUUCUGAUUUAUGCAAAUAAAAUCUUUUACUGGGCUUGCCUGGUUUUUCUUGAAUUUCACCCCAUAUUUCUCCUCCUGAAAAUGAUAGGUGUGAGAGUAUAAUUAUGAGAGCUAGCAGCUCUAUACAACCCUGAAUGGAUGUCUGAUAUCUGACCAUAGUGAGUAUGUGGGAAAGUUCUGCCCAGUUUUCGUCUGUUUCAUUUCCGCCACUGUUGCACAAAAUCCAAGGAUUUAAGGCUAAUUAUAGCACCCUGUUGUGAACUUGUUUGGGACCUACUAAUUUUCAUAAAUUAAGGAAUCAGAAUAGUAGAAUGCUGAGCAUGAAUAUUUCUGAAGCAGAAAGUAUGUGUAUAUGUAGUUAAAUAUUCUUGUAUAAAAAUGUUAAAACAAUGUGGGGUUAUCAUUGGCUGUCAUUUUGUGAACUGAUGACAGACAAAAAUGCCUCCUACCUCUCAUACAGAAACAAACAAGCAAUUGUGUGAACUAACCUCAGGACUUCUCAACUGGUUCAUUGUUCACCUCCAUCAGAUAAAUUUAAAUGAGCAAAAGGUUUAACAGCAUUUUUCAUUACAUUCCUCAUUCCAUAUAAUGUGAAGCCAGAAACAACUGUAUUUUUUAUGAGUCACUUAAGUCAGAUCUAAGUGCAUCUGCCCAAUUGGAUUUCAUGCUAGGUUUAUUAUCUUGGUUGUAAUGUCUGUGGGAGCAAUGCCAAAUAGAAGCCAAGCACUUUUGAUGACGGAGAGGGGAAGCAUCAAUGUGAUUCAUGUUUGCUGCCUGAUUGGUAUUUCUCAGCUGAAACAAGAACAAAGCACAUUAUUGUUCAGAUCUUAAAGGAGUAAUAGAGCAUUGUAUGUACAUACCUAAAAAAGAGAGAUGCACAUUUCAGCACAUUGCCAAUGGUAUAUGACCAAUCUGUACACAAUAAAAGUAUAUUGAUUCUUUUUUUUUAAUUGAACUUCUGAAAUGAAAUUUCCUCUAAUUUUAAAGGAAUAAUGAUGAGUAUGGCAGUAAUGUGUCUUUGCACUUGCAAGUCAGAUGUGUGUAUUCUGGUCUGGCUAGCAAAUUUGGGCAAGGACUGAAGUCGAUAAUUGCUCAGUUAUUUUGUCUUCAAAUAGGUGAGAUUGUGCAAGACUGUGGGAAUAAUUUGUGACUGAUGUAAGACGGUGGAUUCUAAACAGCGUUGAUGAACACUGAAAGGGAUCCAGUUUCUUUGAAGACUUCUAAUGGAAUUUUAAAAAAGGAGUCCAGGUGUACUAAGUCCAGCAAUUCACCGUUCUUGUUGGUCACACAAUGUAAUUAAAAUGGCAGCUCAAACUGUAAAUGAGUUUUUAAAAGUUAUUAUGUACUUUGUCUUUUGUCU